AAGAAACGAGAGUGCUAUUGUCAACACGGAGAAGGAAGGAUUUUCCACACACAAGAAGACGACUGGCUGGCUCGCAGCAGAAGGAAAGCGGAACGUGCGUUUGUGUGACUCCUCUCCCCCACCUCACGGCUGUGUGAAAACGGACCAAAAGAAAAAGAAACGAAGUGAUUACGGGAAAACCGUGAAAAGAAAAAAAAACAGUUUUUCGUGUGCCUGCGUGAAAAUUCAAGCGUGAUUUUUGUGUACCCAGUUUGAUAACCUUCUCCAAAAACUCCGCUCGCGGCGGCCUUCUCCCCCCUCCGGAUGUGCAUGUUUGUGAAGCUCCGUGUGUUUUGUGUUCCUGUUGCGCAGCGGAGUUUCUAGUUCUCGAAGUUUUCUUUGGUUGCUGUUCGCUGUCGCUACCCUUCCACACCCCCGUUUGGCACAAGUUUUCCGUACGCAUGCUGGCCCCCGUGCGCUAUGAGUGAAAGGUGCCGUCGGUUGGCAGGCAUUGGCAGCAACAGCGCACCGAGCGGAGCAACCGAACUGCGAAUUGACGGCAUUGGCAGGUGGUGGAAACGGUCGAAGCAGCAGCGGAGAGGCGAGGGCGCUCCACCGUGUAACGACGGGUUCGUGUUGGCAUGGUUGUGUACCGCGGAACGUAACGCCUUGUGUGUACGGUUGUCGUGCUCGUGCUCGUCGUGACGUGCUUCGAUGUAACUAACGUGGAUGCUGGGAAAGGCACCUCACAUUCACUCCCAAUAACUCCCGCAACUCCCCCACCCCCAGUGACUGGUGCUUUCUUAAGGCAGUGAAGACAGGGAAAGAGAAAGGGAGAGAGAGAGUGAAGAAAAGACUCCCCAGUCAGUUCCUUAGCCUUUCUCGCCACUAAUCCGGUGGGUGCCCAAAGCAAGGAGGUGGCGAUUUGGUCGAAGCGUAAUUGAAUUAUCUACCCUCCCGUGUAACUGUAACAGAGGGGGCAACCCGUAAGAGUGUGUGGACCGGCGGAGAAGAUACACUCACACACACACGGGCGAUUUUCGGAGAGGACAUCCAUCCACACAAGUUCACCAGCAUGAAAGCGAUCGAAGCAAAAAUUGUCGUACUUGGAUCGCAAGGUGUGGGCAAAACGAGCCUGGUGGUGCGGUAUGUCUCGAACGUGUACACGAAGGAAAUAUCGCCCACGAUCGGUGCGUCCUUUUUCACCUGCAAGGUCAAUCUGGAGGACUUUAAAGUAAAGAUGCAGGUUUGGGAUACGGCGGGCCAGGAGCGGUUCAAAGCGAUGGCCCCGCUGUACUAUCGCAACGCGAACGCCGCCCUGCUCGUGUUCGAUCUCACGCAGUACAACUCGUUCAACGAAAUCAAGGGCUGGGUACAGGAGCUGCAACGGAACGUGCAGGAACCGAUGGUACUGUCGCUCGUCGGCAACAAGCUCGACCUGGAAGCGAAACGUGCCGUCUCCCGGGAAGAGGCUAUGCUGUACGCGAACUCGAUCGGGGGCAACUACUUCGAAACGUCCGCCUUACACGAUCAGGGUAUUGAGCAAGUGUUCAUAUCGAUAGCGGUAGGAUUAAUUAAACUGUCGGGCGAGGAUGUCUGCUCGUCGCUGAAGCGGUACGAAUCGAACGAUUCCCUCGUACUGUCCGGAUAUUCAACGAGAGUAAACGGUGUCGUGCAGAUGGGCAUUCCGGUGGAAAAUGACAGUAUAUUAAGCGACGGUAUGGGCAGGCUGGAGACGCCUUCCUGGAGCCGGGACCACAUAGCGCACGGUGACGAGCAGCGGGUCGGCUGGUGCUGCUAUUAACACGGUUACUCCUCUGGACGACAGCACGGCUUCUCUAUACCGGGCACACCGGCAUGACGCAUAGACAAGAGCGCCCGCGCGCGCGCGCCCACGGAUCCGCGCGAACCUGUGAAGAACGAGGGGAUUUCAGACAGAUUUGUGAUAGCUUUUUAUAUUUAUAUACACAUAUAUACACACACAGACACACUCCAACACACCCAGCACACAUGAACAAAGGCGAGAAACACUACCCAACUCUCCUAGAUGACAUAGUAGAAACGAAAGCAGGGGAGUCCCCCAGGGUGUUUGUGUUUGCUGGCUCGGUGGGUGACGAUGACUGGAACUCGCUUUGUAAAACUGUUUGUUAGAGAAAUUGGAAGCAAAUCAUUUCAUUGAACCCGCUA
Molecule: messenger RNA, 2166 nt
Organism: Anopheles arabiensis
Lineage: Eukaryota; Metazoa; Arthropoda; Insecta; Diptera; Culicidae
Gene: RabX1
Product: vacuolar protein sorting-associated protein 21
Exons: 5
Coding region: 1055-1783 (242 amino acids)
Molecular function (GO): GTP binding; GTPase activity
Source: RefSeq, a predicted model, not a curated record